This is a messenger RNA of Tremella mesenterica DSM 1558, 915 nucleotides long. RefSeq lists its product as uncharacterized. NCBI's taxonomy places the organism in Eukaryota, Fungi, Basidiomycota, Tremellomycetes, Tremellales, Tremellaceae. The record is from RefSeq and is a predicted model, not a curated record. Bases 1 to 915 code for a protein of 304 amino acids. Gene Ontology annotation, cellular component: spindle midzone; chromosome passenger complex; chromosome, centromeric region. The transcript has 6 exons. Gene Ontology annotation, biological process: mitotic sister chromatid segregation.
AUGUCAACCAAAACCAGAAGACCAGUAAUGAUGUCCACUCCCCCUCCCAAAUCUAAGAAAACGUAUGGGGAGGCUGAGAAAAGAAGUCUGUUGGAAAAUUUCGACUUGGAAGUGGCGGACAAAACUAGAGCUUUUCGUUCACAUCUCCAAGCUACCCUUUCUUCUUUCCUCAUUCGACAAGAAACUGAAAUAUUCAAAAUCCCUCGAGAGUUGAGAAAUAUGACAUUGGGGGAAUUAUCUACGAAAUGGGCUGGAGGAUGGGCGAGUACUACUCAACGGAUUGCCAGGGAGAAGAUCGAGGAAGCUGAACGGGAGAGGGAAAGGGAAGAAGCUGCUCAAAAAGCUGAAAGGGAAGGUGCGAAGAGGAAAAGAGGGACUGUAGGGACCCCAGAUGCAACACCAGAGAGAAAAGUCAAGUCAAGAAAAGAUCAGGGACAAGUUGCUGGUAAGAGGAAACCGGGGAAAACGAAGAAACCUUCUGCACCGUCGACUCACAGUAGUCAAGGGCCAAGUUCUUUACCCCAAGAUCAUAUCUUCAACCCAUCCUUACCCCCUACACCAAGAUUACCAAGAUUACCAAAAAGAAACGAAUCUCUCCUUUCAAUCAAUGGUUCUCCACUUGCUAAUCCCAUCUCUCCUUCCACCUCUCUCUCUACUUCAGAAUCAGGACUGGACUUACCCGAUCCGGCCGAGAUGGAACGUAAAGCAUUAUCCAAAUCUCAAGCGAACAGAUCACCUAAAUCAAAGUCUUCUAAAAAGAAACGUGCCCCCAGUCUUAUUUUUCGUCCGUCACUCGCUGUACCUUCAAGAGAUACCAAUGAUACGAAUAAGGAUGGGGCAGAGGUGAGAUUAGCACAUAUCGGUUUGAGCGAUGGGAGAACUCUAAGGGGGUUUGGGGGAGGAAGAGAAAGUUAA